This is a messenger RNA of Aspergillus melleus, 1386 nucleotides long. RefSeq names its product zinc-binding alcohol dehydrogenase family protein. Gene Ontology annotation, molecular function: oxidoreductase activity, acting on NAD(P)H. NCBI's taxonomy places the organism in Eukaryota, Fungi, Ascomycota, Eurotiomycetes, Eurotiales, Aspergillaceae. The coding region runs from base 72 to 1097 and encodes 341 amino acids. The record is from RefSeq and is a predicted model, not a curated record. The transcript has 5 exons.
CAAAGAGAAACCAACUGAUUCCCACAAACACUAACCUGCUUCCCGCCUCAAAAGACACCCUGACCUUCAGAAUGCCUCAGAACGAAGCUGCGUGGAUUCCGGCUGCCUCAAAGCCUUUGGUAGUAGACUCUGCGCCGGUACCGAAGCCUGGUCCUCGGGAGAUAGUGAUCAGGAACCACGCGGUGGCCAUUAACCCCGUUGACUGGAAGAUUCAAUACUACCAAGGGGGCUUUCUGAAGAACUAUCCCUUUAUCCUCGGAACCGACGCUGCAGGAACAGUCGAAGAAAUCGGCGAGGAAGUGACAAAGUUCAAGAAAGGUCAGCGAGUUAUUGCUCACCUAGUGGGAUUGAAGACAUCCGAGCCAGCCAACAAUGCAUUCCAGCUGUAUCCAGUAUCCGAUGAGAGACUCACGGCAGCCAUUCCGGAUUCCCUGAGCUUCGAGCAGGCGGUGGUUUUGCCGAUAUCGAUCUCGACAGCCGCCACCGGACUGUAUUCUCCCGAUAACUUGAACCUUCCACUGCCAUCGGAGGAUCCUAAGCCCACUGGCAAAACACUUUUGCUUUGGGGUGGAGCGUCGUCCGUCGGAACCAUCGUCAUCCAGCUGGCUGUUGCUUCAGGGUUGAAAGUAGUCGCUACUGCAUCUCCAGCCAACCACCAAUUUCUCAAGGAAUUGGGUGCCAGCGCCGUGUUUGACUAUAAAUCUCCCUCCGUUGUGGAAGACAUAGUCAAGGAGCUUCAGGGCAGUGAUAUUGCCGGGAUCUAUGAUGCCAUCACAACAGAUCAGAGUCUUGAGCCCGUUGCAGCCAUUGCAAGGCAACUGGGCAUUCACGAUAUCACGAUAGUGAGUUACCGAAAGGGCUCACCUGAGGGAGUCAAUCUCAAGAUGGUCAUCUGUUAUGCAUUGGCCUUCUCCCCCCACGAGAAGAUCGGUGAAGCCAUCUGGGGCGAGUUUGUGCCAAAGGCUCUUAUCAGCGGGCAGUUGCAGGCAAGGCUUGAGCCGUUUGUGGUUGGUCAAGGGUUGAGUGAGAUCCAGCGUGCAGUGGAUCUCCAUAAGGCUGGAAUAUCGGCUAAAAAGGUUGUUGUCACUCUAGUUUGAGGAUUGAGUUUCUUCGACAUGUCAAAAAAGGUCCAUGAUCCAGAUGUCCAUUCCUAGUGAAACAAAUGUUAUAAUUUCAUUCACGCAGUCUCCAGGAUUUCAACGAACUGACCAAGAAGCUAGAGCCCCGGACAAACGAUCGGCUAAACCUCGGAGCAAGUUGAUCAUUUCAAUUGCACAAACACAGCUUCUGGUAAUAAACCUAGAGGAUUACAUAUAUGAAAAUAUGAUUGAUAUGUUCUGGUCCUUUGUUGGAGGCAAAAAAAAGACACCGCAAGUAAGACUGGUA